AUGGAGAAUGAGACUAACUUGGACUUUGCUAUGAGUAGGCUCGUGUGUUCUUCCAUCUUUUCCGACGCAUCAGCUGGAAAGCGACACGUCUAUCCGAACCCCAAACUCCUGGCCAACAACCAAGCAUGUGUAGAACCACAUCUCCACCCCAUUUUCAUCCCCGCGAGCGUAACCAGCCGUGCCCCGCUCUGGGAGACGGAUUACAACUGCCACAAGUCGAACAGCACCUACUUCUCUGAUCUCGACGUCGCUCGUACCGUGCUCGUUACGAAUCUGUAUACACCCGGCUUUUCAAUUCUCCAGAAAGAAAUGGACGGAGAGAUCGACGAGCAUGGGAAGCGGAAGUACCCCCGCGGCAGACUGGCCGUGAUGCUGGGGAGCGUGUAUUGCACGUUUAAAAAGGAGAUCAAGCCUUAUGAACUCUAUGAGAUGCAGAGCAAGAUUGCCGGAUGGGACGAGAAAUGGCUGUACGUCUUGACUUUCUUCUUGCGGCCGGAGAAACGCAAGGGCGAGGGCAAGACUUUACUCGCGGUGGGCUUGGGCAAAUACGUGACGAAAAAGGGCCGGUUGACUGUUCGUCCAGAAAAGGUGUUGAGGGCGAGUGGGUUGUUGCCUGACCGGCCGGACGGAGAAGUUUCAGUGACCGCGUCGUCGUUGGAGACGCCGGCGAGCGGGGAGGCAAUAAACGCCGAAGAUGGCUUGGAGGAGUCGGGUAUCAGGGAAGUCCUGACGCUGGGAGAGAGCACGAAUUUGGAUCAAGCGGUGUUGGAGAAUGAUAAGAAAACUCGAUCGGUGUCGAACGGAUCUUUGUGGACGUGGGAGAGGAUAGAGCAGGAGAGAUUACGCGGGCUGGAGACUGUACGAGGAUUCAUCAACAUGGAUGCAAAGUUGUAUGAGGAAGCGACAUUGGUUUGA
Messenger RNA from Uncinocarpus reesii 1704, 915 nucleotides. RefSeq lists its product as uncharacterized. The record is from RefSeq and is a predicted model, not a curated record. Lineage: Eukaryota; Fungi; Ascomycota; Eurotiomycetes; Onygenales; Onygenaceae. The transcript has a single exon. The coding region runs from base 1 to 915 and encodes 304 amino acids.